GGGGAAAAGAAAGGCAGGUGGGAGGGGUCCCGAGCCCGACAAUCCAAAUACGAAAUGGCCUUAAUGAACUGGAAAGACACUGUGAAAAUUGGCGGUAUUCUUGAAUUCCCUCCUUAAUGUUCCCGCCAAUACGAAAAAGGAAACUAUUUGUAAAAAAUGAAAUAGAAAAAGAUAAAAAUUCACGCGAGAGAAUCGACGGAGGGAAAUCAAAAUGGAGCCGGGAAAAGCAGCGCCGACUGGUUGUUACAAGUGCGGGAGGCCAGGUCACUGGUCCCGUGAUUGCCCUGAUUCUAAUUCUAACCCUAACCCUUCAUCUAGCAAUCCCAGCAAUUCAAAAUUUCCAACAUCUUUUCCUAAUACUAGUACCAACUCAAAACCUGUGGCCGAGAAGCCAAAAAAGGUUCCCAGAAGCAGGCCAAAGCUCACCCCUGAUAUUCUUUUGGGAGAUGAUGGUCUUGGCUACGUUCUUCGCCAUUUUCCUCGCAAUUUUAAGUACCGUGGCCGUGGCCAUGAGGUAAGCGAUUUAGGGAACUUGAUUCGAUUGUACAGUGAAUGGCACUCUCGCUUGCUCCCUUAUUACUCAUAUGAUGAAUUCGUACAUAAGGUGGAACAAGUUGCUUCCACCAAACGCGUCAGGGUAUGUCUCAGAGAUUUAAGAGAAAGAGUAGCCAGUGGAGGGGAUCCAAUGAAGCUGCAUGAAUCACCACCUGAAUAUGUUGAUCCAAAACUUGAACAAGACCAUUCUAUUCCUACUGAGAAUGACAUGGGAGGCCCAUCUUCAACGAACCAUGAUGCGGAUGUUGAACAAGAAGAUAUGCUUUGUGAUAUUUUUGAUAGAGCUACUGAAGCACCAACUCCCGCCUCAUACAGUAGAAUGGAGGCACCGACUUCAAAUAAUAACAACACUAGCUUGUCCAAUGAAAGUUUGCUUACCGAUGAACAAAGAGCUCGCAUGGAAGCUAACAGAUUGAAGGCACUGGAAAGAGCUGCAGCUCGGCCCCAGUCAUUACAGUGAAGCUAACUUACUUUUUCUUUUUAAAUUUCUUAGAACACAAAAUUGCACAUUUUAAACUCUAUAUUAUUCAGCAUAGUUCUCUGGUCGUAGGCCUAUAACGCAUAAGAGUUACAGUUUGACAAGGGAGAUAAUCUCAGAUCCGUCAAUAGGACUUUUUGGUGUACGGUUUUACUGAGGCAGCUAAAAGCAGUAAACAGAAACAUACAAUUACUACACACUUCUUUUUUUUUA
Messenger RNA from Ricinus communis (castor bean), 1246 nucleotides. RefSeq names its product TIMELESS-interacting protein. Bases 212 to 1015 code for a protein of 267 amino acids. Gene Ontology annotation, biological process: replication fork arrest; DNA damage response; DNA replication checkpoint signaling. Lineage: Eukaryota; Viridiplantae; Streptophyta; Magnoliopsida; Malpighiales; Euphorbiaceae. The transcript is spliced from 5 exons. Gene Ontology annotation, cellular component: replication fork protection complex; nucleus. Gene Ontology annotation, molecular function: zinc ion binding; DNA binding. The record is from RefSeq and is a predicted model, not a curated record.